Messenger RNA from Raphanus sativus (radish), 1935 nucleotides. RefSeq lists its product as uncharacterized. The record is from RefSeq and is a predicted model, not a curated record. Gene Ontology annotation, biological process: telomere maintenance; DNA repair. Lineage: Eukaryota; Viridiplantae; Streptophyta; Magnoliopsida; Brassicales; Brassicaceae. The transcript is spliced from 9 exons. Gene Ontology annotation, molecular function: DNA helicase activity. Bases 1 to 1935 code for a protein of 644 amino acids.
AUGUCUGAUCUGACGGAGAAGGAUAUCUUGGGAAAGGCUGUGACAUCCAUGUAUACAAUUGAGUUUCAGAAACGUGGUCUGCCUCAUGCUCAUAUUUUGCUAUUCAUGCUUCCCCAAUCAAAGUUCCCUACUACCGAUCAUAUAGACAACAUUAUUUCAGCAGAGAUUCCAGACAAGAUCCAUGAGCCAGAAUUGUACAAUGUUAUAAAAGAUAUGAUGAUUCAUGGUCCUUGUGGUGUUGUAAACUUGAACUCCCCGUGUAUGGAGAAUGAACAACAGUUAGCAAAGAAGGGUUUCCAAUCUAUAGAAGACGUGACAAUGAUCGGUUUGUGGAGAAAAAUGUAUAUUAAUAAGGGCCAAGAUCGAGUAACCGUUGUUGUUGAACCACCAGCUCAAGAUUCUACACAGAAGACUUUUAAACCUAAAAAGGUAUGCAAUGAAGAAGAGAAAAACGAGAUAAAGGAUUUUUUUGACUGCAGAUAUGUCUCUGCCUCUGAAUCUUCGUGGAGGAUAUUUAAGAAUCCGAUACAUUUUCGUGCAACACCAGUUGAGAAGAUAUCUUUCCAUCUUCCAGGCAAGCAGAUUGUUGUUUUCAAAGAUGAUGACACUUAUGAUGAAGUUCUAAGCAUAAAGCUAAUUGAAAACACCAUGUUCUUGAGAUGGUUUGAAUUGAAUAAGGUAUUUGCUAUCAUGCUUAUGUCUGACACACUAUCAUCACCCGAAGUUGUCUGGGAAAAGACUUGGGAAAUCCUUUCAGAAGACUUCGAACAUAAAAGGAGGAAGCAAUUAAAACGUCCAGAUCUUUGUUUAAGCGAUGAGGAAAAAAAACAAUUUGCUCUUCAAGAGAUUGAGAAGAUUUUGAAGAGUAAUGGCACUUCUUUAUCGAGGUGGAAAGCUAUGCCAAAGCCCUCGGGGGACUUAGAUGUGACUUCGAAUGUUCUGAUAAUGGAUGAACUCAGUUAUAAUAGGGAGGAGUUAACCGAAAGUCAUGACAUAGAUAUAAAGAAGCUAACAGAUGAGCAGAAGAAAAUUUAUGAUGAGAUCAUGUCUGCUGUAGCCGAGAAACAUGGAGGUGUCUUUUUUGUAUAUGGCUUUGGUGGAACAGGAAAAAAUUUCAUCUGGAGAUUGCUCUCUUCUGCUAUAAGAUCGAGGGGAGAUAUUGUGUUGAAUGUGGCAUCCAGUGGAAUUGCUUCGUUGUUGUUACCGGGAGGAAGGACUGCUCAUUCAAGGUUUGGCAUACCUAUUAAUCCAGAUGAAUUUUCAACCUGCAACAUUACUCCUGGAUCUGAUCUUGCCAAUUUAGUUAAGGAAUCAUCGCUCAUAAUCUGGGAUGAAGCUCCAAUGAUGUCUAAGCAUUGUUUUGAGUCUCUCGUGUCUCUCAGAUAUAAUGGAGUCCUAAGACUAACGAAGAAUAUGAGACUACUCUCAGAUAAUUUAACGAUUCAGGAAGCAGAAGAACUUAAGGAUUUCUCUAAGUGGAUAUUAGAUGUUGGAGAUGGAUAUCUUGGUGGUGAAAAUGAUGGUGAUGCCACAAUCGACAUACCAGAGGAAUUUAUGAUUAACGAUGCUGAAUUUCCUUUAGAGUCUAUAAGCAAGGAAAUCUAUGGAGAUGUUAUUUCUCUUCAACAAAACAAAUAUCCUAAGUUUUUUCAAGAAAGAGCUAUUCUAUGUCCAACCAAUGAAGAUAUAAACAUGAUCAAUCAGUAUAUGUUGGAUAAGCUUGAUGGAGAGGAAAUAACUUAUUUGAGUUCGGACUGUAUAGACCCUUCUGAUCAAGGUUCAGUUAACGAUCAAGCUCUUACUCCAGAUUUCUUGAACAGUAUCAAAGCCUCUGGUCUCCCAAAUCACAAUCUGCGUCUGAAGAUUGGCUGUCCAGUUAUGCUAAUACGAAACAUUGAUAGUGUAGCAGGUUUGAUGAAUGGCACUAGACUAUAG